Molecule: messenger RNA, 762 nt
Organism: Truncatella angustata
Lineage: Eukaryota; Fungi; Ascomycota; Sordariomycetes; Amphisphaeriales; Sporocadaceae
Exons: 5
Coding region: 1-762 (253 amino acids)
Source: RefSeq, a predicted model, not a curated record
AUGAACUUGCCAGGCUGGGACCAACCCAAUGAGAACAGGGGGCCUGAGAUUAUCGGUGUCGUGGCGACGGUAACUCUUCUCGCCCUUAUUACCGUAGGCAUGAGGAGUUAUGUUCGUUUGAAGGUUGUGAAUAUGUUCGGACCCGAUGACUGGGUAAUCAUCAUAGCAAUGAUGCUGUCCCUCACUGGCCUCGGUAUCGUAGCAGGUGAAGUAACAUACGGCGCUGGUCGCCAUACAGCAUACCUUGACCCUGAUACCAACAGCUAUGGGUUGAAGCUCAACUUUUUCUCUCAACCCAUCUACCUAUGGGCCACCCCACUAGUCAAGGUGUCUGUCGGGUUCUUCUUGGUGAGACUAUCGCCGACAAAGUUGUACCGUCGCGUCCUGCAGGGUACCAUAGUAUUUCUGGUGGUGUACACUUUCAUGUGUUUCACGACGUUGCUUCUACAAUGCAAGAACUUAGCGGUAAUAUGGGACCUGGAAGUUAAAACGACAUGUUGGCCAAUCACUACAUUGCUUGGUCUGAGUUAUGCGAACUCGACUAUUAAUAUCCUGACCGACAUAUUAUUUGCAUUGGUUCCAAUCCCUAUGCUUUGGAACGUUCAGAUCAAUGUUCGCACAAAAGCCUCGUUAAUCUGCAUUCUGGGCCUUGGCGUCUUUGCAAGUGCAGCUGGAAUCGUCAAAGCCGCGUACAUACCGAAUUAUGGCAAGACUGGAGACUUCAUGUGGGAUUCUGCCAACCUCACUAUCUGGGUCGCGUAA